Mercenaria mercenaria is the source of this 3229-nucleotide messenger RNA. RefSeq lists its product as uncharacterized. Gene Ontology annotation, biological process: signal transduction. The transcript has a single exon. The coding region runs from base 18 to 2483 and encodes 821 amino acids. The record is from RefSeq and is a predicted model, not a curated record. NCBI's taxonomy places the organism in Eukaryota, Metazoa, Mollusca, Bivalvia, Venerida, Veneridae. Gene Ontology annotation, molecular function: protein binding.
GGUGUCAAUUCUUGUGGAUGAUUGCCUUUUCCUUACUAACUCGAGCAGAAGCCGUAUGUGAUGAGACAUAUGGAGAUCUAUGGAAUAUGUCGUGGGUUACAGAGCCAAGAAAUGAUUUACGCUGCAAACUGGAUGAACAUUGCAGAAAGGAGCCAAGUCAAGUCCAGUCAGAAGAAUUUGAUAAAUGCUGUACCUGCAGAUCAUGUGCAGUCUGGGAAGGCAAAGAGAUUGAGCUAUUUAUAGAAUAUAUAUCUGUGUUAGGUAGAAGCUUGGUUUUGCCAAAUCAAGCACCUAGUAAACCUGUAAUAUAUAAAAUUGAACAAACAAAUGCUGAAAUGACAGAAAUUCCCAGUAAUCUUUGCAACUGGGACCAUGACACAAAUCUGGAAGAUAAGUACCCUGCGGAGUUUACAAACAUCAAACAGUUCUGGGGACAUAUUGUAAAGUUAAACUUUGAAAACAAUAAAAUCCGCAAACUUCCAGACCUUAACUGUUUAGUAAGACUUGAUGAAAUUAACCUGAGAAAUAACCAACUUACGCACAUUUCAAAUACUUCCUUUACCAAUCUGACACGUCUCCGAUACAUAUAUCUGUCUGGGAACCUAAUUAAGGAAAUGGAUCCUAAUAUUCUAACAUCAAAAUAUCUGAUGAAUUUAUUCUACGCAGACUUCAGCAACAAUGAAAUGACAGAACUAGAUGUUUCAAACAUGUUUGGCAUGUACCCAUUUUGUAAGAUAGCUUAUAAUUCAAAUAACAUUACUGAUCUUGUAAAUGAAGCAGAUUUUACCUUAAACUCCACAAUACCAUACGGACCUGGUUUUGUUGACAUCUCCAGUAAUAAAGUAAAUACCUGGCCAGAUUUUGAAACAAUUUUUAAACUGGAUGAUAUAAUACAGCUUGGGUACUUAUUUAGCUUUGGAUUUUAUUUCGGAGAUAUUCAACUAGUUUGUGAUUGUAAUAUUGAACGAUUUAUGUCUCAUGUAUAUGAUAUUUUCAAUACAGUAUGGAGAGAUUAUAUGGACAUAACAUGUGCCGCACCUGACACUCUUGCUGGCAAGAAAGUUUAUGAAGUUGAACUAGAAAAAUUCAUCUGUUUGGUUGAAACUGACUGUGACCCUAGAUGUACUUGCAUAGAUCAACCUUACAAAGACACAUUAUAUAUCGACUGUUCUAACUCUGACCUCACCACGUUACCAGAAAUACCAUACUCUAGAUAUUCACACUAUGUAUCACUGAAUGUAUCAAACAAUCAAAUUGCAACAAUUACAAAUGUGUCAUACCUUUCAAGAAUAUCUAUGCUAGAUAUUUCUAGGAAUAAUCUUGUAGAAAUUAACAAUAAUGUUGCAAAUCUACUUGAAAAUGCAACCUAUAUAGACAUAUCAAACAACCCAAAGUUAAGACAACUGCCACAAUUGUUUCAGUACCAUAAUGUUUGCUCAAGAAACAUGCAAAAUCUACAAAUAAGUUGUGACUGUCGAACAAGAUGGAUUGAAAAAUGGGUACAUUCAAGACCGUGUGAAACCCAUGACAAUUUAUUCCUGUGCGAAAUUGCUCAAGCUGGCAUAAAGCCAGCAUUUGAGUUUGCUCAAGAAGAUUUGGACUGUUCUCCAAAUGGUUUCCCCUUCCUUCUUGAAAUACUGAUAGCAGCGGCAAUCAUAAUUCUAAUAUUAAUAGGAACACCAAUAUACAUUUUCAGAUAUGAAUUACUUAUUCUUUGUUUAAGGAUGAGAAAACUAAGGAGAACUACUGUUCUCCCCUUGAACAAAUAUGAUGUUUUUCUUUCUUUUAAUGAUGUGGAUGAUGAUAUUACAAAAUGGGUGAAUUAUAAACUUGAAUCGGAACUAAUUAAAGCCAAAUACAAGGUCUUUCAGCCAAGUCGUGAUGUUGCGUUUGGAGCAGAACGAGACUCAGAAAUAAUUAAAGUCCUUUCUACAACACGUAACUUCCUUGUUGUAGUGUCAGAUAGCUAUCUCCAAGAAGCAGACGAGGGGAUGCGGUCAUGGACUGAGAAUGAAUGGAAAUAUGGCUGGAAUAACUUUAAAGCAGACAGGUCAAAAAAUAUUGUUCUUGUAAACUUUGACCAUGUGUCAUCUUUUGAUGUCAUUCAUCCACAAAUAAAAGCUUUUCUUCGUGUUGGCUGCACAGUUGACUUCAAGAACCAGAAUGGAAACAUUAUGCAAGAAAUCUUUGAAAAACUUGGAAAACCUUUACAUAUGCCACAGAUGACUAACAAAGCUUUAGAAAACAAGAAACAGAAAUUGGAACAAUUUGAGCUAUUCACCAUAGUAAAUAAUGAUGACCACUUUCUUCAACAUGAAAACAUUAUUAAAAAGAUUGAAGCAGACGAUGAACAACAAGAUGCCAAUAUUAUUACAAGAUUCCAUCAUAAGCAGAUGAAGCAGAACAACAGUGUUGAUCCAAGAUUGAAUUCCAGAAAUGAACUGUCAAAAGGGAAGCUAGGACAAAAAGAAUUUAAAAGAUAAUAGGCAGCAGAAAAACUGCCAAUACAGAAAAUGCUAUGCUUGUUACAAUGGUAACAAUGAACAACACAAUGUACCAGUAUAAAUAGAGAACGAUAACGAAAACAUUAUCGGAAAAGUCGAUUAUGUCUUUAUGGGUAAUUCAGUGUUUUCUUUAUAGUCAAUACAAUUCAAAAGUAGUACAACUAUUCUGUCGAGGAUAAUGGUUUUACUACCUGAUUUCCCUUUUCUCAAUAGUAACAUUUAACACAUUAUUGUUACAAAUAACAUGCGAGAGUAGUACUCAGUAAUUUGUCACGUGAAACAGAAACUUGUAAAAUAAUCAAAGAUUAUUUUAUUUGUUUAAGUUAUUUUAUAAGGUGAGAAAGUACAUGAGCCUUGAACAUAUGAUCAGUUCAUAUCUGUCAAGUUGAUGCACUUUUGUAAUAGUUUAUUAUAUCAAACCAAAACGAUUGACAUGUCAAUAUAUCAGAAAUGCGUAUAACUGAUGUUAGGAUAUGGCUAUAUAAUGUUUAGAUUUUUCCUGUAUCCAGGAGGUAGGCUAGGACAGUUUGAGUGUGGACCGGGAGUCCGAGGCAGAGACCUAGGAAAUGGGUCUUGUAGAUUUUAAAUAUUAAGAGACAAUGUAGAUGAUUAAGUUAGGUUUUAAAUAUGACGCUUGUUAAGAUAAGACUUCUGAAGUUACAAAAUAGUUUACUAAAGUUAUGUACAAAGUACUCUACUGUGUGAAUAAAUAUCAGAAACGAUCA